This is a messenger RNA of Closterium sp. NIES-67, 3066 nucleotides long. The record is from the annotation of a GenBank genome assembly. Lineage: Eukaryota; Viridiplantae; Streptophyta; Zygnematophyceae; Desmidiales; Closteriaceae.
AGCAUGAAUAUUGUUCCAGCAGUUUCGAAUCCUGCAAUCUGCGAAUCUUCGAACGGUCACGACCCCCGUUCCGCUCUGCCCGCUCGUUCUCCAUUGUUCUUACGAUUGUCCGAUAAUCUCCGGUCUUUAUUGAUAGUUGAUGAUUAUCUAAUGGUCGACGGUCGUUGUUGAUCAGCCAGAAACGCGGCCCGCGCGCUGCUUGAUCCCACACCAAUGGCGCUCGUCGCUCCGUCCACCGCGCCCGCUUGUUGCCUUACGCCUUGUCUCGAGGCUGCUCAGACCGCGUGGUCGAGCCGCCCGCUUUCAGUCUCCAUCCGCUUUCGCUGUCUCUCUGCCUCGGCCCCUCUCUUAGCAUCGGCCAUUCCCUCUGCCUCGGCCCCUCUGCCUCGGCCCCUAUCAAAGGGUGCAUCUUUGCAUUUUCGCUGUCCCUCUCCCUCUGCCCCUCCCUCUGCAUCUGCCCCUCCUCUGCCCCUCCCUCUGCAUCUGCCCCUCCCUCUGCCCCUCCCUCUGCAUCUGCCCCUCCCUCUGCCCCUCCCUCUGCAUCUGCCCCUCCCUCUGCCCCUCCCUCUGCAUCUGCCCCUCCCUCUGCAUCUGCCCCUCCCUCUGCAUCUGCCCCUCCCUCUGCCUCUGCCCCUCCCUCUGCCUCGGCCCCUCCCUCUGCCUCUGCCCUCCCUCUGCCUCGGCCCCUCAUUCUUUUCGCCGAGCUCGUCUCUCUUUGUACUCGCAACCCUCUCAAAUAGGUUUUCAGCUGCAUUGCAACCCACUACACCGCACUGAGCCACAGCAGACUCAACCGCAGUGCACAGAACAGUACCGCAUUCAGCCGCUCAACACUCUACAGUCUCAACCCAGCGGCUCUGAACCUGCAUCGUCUUCAUCCGUGGAGUCAUCUGCACCGAAUCCAACCGCACUGCACCCUACCCCAUCCCAUACAGCCGAACUGGGACGACCCUCCACGCACGAUUUUCUUCUUCCCCACCCUCUGGACCCUCCUCGUCCCCCUCCGUCUCUCCCUGAAUUGCUAGCCGCUUGGCGAGACAAGAGAGCGAGACAACAUUAUGCACAACCCACAGCACCGCACCCAACCGCACUGAGGUCAGCUGCCCCGCAAUCCUCGCAGUAACAGAUUCAUCCACGUCAGCAGCAGCCCAAUCAGACGUCAAUGGUUGUAAUACAUCACAUCAUACAGCCCCUACGACCCAGACGGACGUAAAAAUUUCGAGCCUAACGCAGUCCCCCAUACCGCCCCUUCCGUUCUUGCUGACCUGCGGGGUGAGAUGAGGUCUGUUGCUCGGAUGUAUGGCAACCAAAAGGGUUUCAGCAACGGGGUUGACUCAGGAGAGAGCGAGGGUGACUAUAACGAGGUUCUUCCUGUACCAGCAACGGCACAAGAGGCCGAGGAUCUUCUGCAGCAGCUAAUACAGGAGACCCGCUCGCUCGCCUCUCCGUCGGGUGUCAACUGUGGCGUUUUCAGGCGGAGUUGACUCCUCGCUGGCAGCCCUGCUUCUGCAUAGAGCACUUUCAGAAGUGCCUUCACCGUCUCACUCACAAUCUAACUCUCAUUCACACUCUCACUCACACCUGCACUCACACUCUCACUCUCACUCACACUCACCCUCACACUCUCACUCACCCUCCACUCUCACUCACCCUCACACUCACCACAACACAUACACUCUCACUCUCACUUACUCUCACACUCUCCACCCACAGUCGCAGCAGUGAUCGCCCCUAAGCCCCUCCCUCUCCUCCUCUCAGCUUAUCACAGCUCGCCAUGUGGCAGCAGCCAUAGGCAUUCCCUUAUGGGAGGUGGAAACAACAGAGGAUCAGUCCUGAUGAGGAUGGGAAUGGUAACAGCAAAAGCAGAAGUCACUCUCUUUCAAUGGCACCAAUGCGGACGACCUCUCAGACCCCUCUCGCUUGGGCCUCCUGGCUGCUCUGCAUUGCAACGUGGUGUCUCCUCUUGCCCGACUGCCCAAGGCUGCAGUGCGGCAGUAGCCAGAGUAGCGGGCUUGCCCAACUGGGACCUAGCAGCAUCCCCCUGCCUGCGUAGCAGACUGGCGUUUGGAGUGGAGGCGACAGCAGACACGCUCAUUCUGGUGGAGAGGGCAGAAGAGAUGGUCCGCUCGUUUCUUCCCCUCACCUCAAGAGACAACAUGAGAGUACGCCUGCUACAUCCCACACCCCUUCCCUCUUGCCUUCCCACCACCUCAACCAUCACCCCCGCAACUGCUGCCUCCGACCGCCAAUCUCCCUUGGAUCAACCGCCAAUCGCACGUACUGUCUCGGCAGCAGCCAACCAGCCACCGAUCAAGAGAUCUUCAACUGCUGUCCGGCACCCACCAACCAGCAACUCCUCACUACCGUCCCAGCACCAGUCAACCGGCAACUCCUCACUACCGUCCCAGCCCCCCACUGGGAGCAAGCUCAGCCCCGUCGGUGCUCUCACUGCCCUUCUGGAGGUGGACCAGCACUGCUUGCAGCGGGCCGAGGCACAGCAUGCGGGGAUUGCAGCGGGAAUGGCGGCCAUAGGGCUCCACUACUGGGGCUGCAGGGCGUUCAAAAGUGGCAGCCUGGUGCCUCUGUAGGUCCUCUAUAUUGCAACUUGCAUUGCCUGCACUGCAGCGGGCUGAGGCACAGCAUGCGGGCAUUGCAGCGGGUGUGGCGGCAAAGGGCCCCAAUACUUGGCCUGCAGGGCGUUCAAGAGUGGCAGCUCGCUGCCUCUGUAGAGCUUGCAUCGAUGGUGUUGGUCGUAACGGGCGCUACAAGCCUAUGAGUCUGGGAGCUACGUAGCGGGUUAGUGCGCCCACCCCCCAGGCAGAGAGGCUUGUAGCCCUUCCCCGAGGAUCUCAAGGGCAACCCCAGCGGGUCUCUCGACACUACAUUCCUAUGACUAAAGGCGCUAGUACAUUUUGUGGAGGAAAGAUGGACCACAUGUCCACGAACUCUUGAGGUCACGUUUGAGGCACCUGAAAACAGGUAUGUAGUUCUAAGUUUAGACAUGACUUACGUAGAGAUUUUGCACUACAAGCUAUUUCGGAAGUUGUGUACAAAUGACAUGCGUAA